UGGAGAAGCUCGUCCUGCUGCUCCGUCAUCCUCCAGCUCGGUGCAGAGGAAUGAGAAGCGAUGUCCGGCAUGGCCAGCGAGGAGAAAAACUGCCGCAGGUUCCUGGAGCUUUUCCUAGGGGAGUUUAGGGGACCAUUCGGGGAGGAGGACCCCAUCCCGUUCCGGCCCCAGGCUGAUCACAUCAUCCCGGAGGAGGUGGAAGGAGAGUGCCUGGACCUGUGCCUGCAGGAACUCUGCAAAUAUAAUUGCCCAUCAUUUUUGGCUGCUGGUGUGGCGAGGGCAACUGCAGAUGAAAUAAUACAGGGAGACCUGUCUGCUUACUACGUACCAAAGCAUGUGGAUGGCACAGAGGGGAUAAUACAGAUCGACACAGUAAAAUUAUCCCAUGCAGUAUUCAACAAACUCCAUGAGGUCUGCUGUAGCUGGGUGAAAGACUUUCCCAUGCGCCGCAAGCCGCACAUGUAUUAUGAUACCUCCAUUCACGCCAUCAAGAACAUGCGUCGCAAGAUGGAGGACAAGCACGUCUGCAUCCCAGACUUCAACAUACUUUUUAAUCUAGAGGAUCAGGAAGAGCAAGCCUAUUUUGCUGUGUUUGAUGGACAUGGAGGUGUCGAUGCUGCCAUAUAUGCUGCUAUCCAUCUCCAUGUGAACUUGGUGCGGCAAGAGAUAUUCCCACAGGACCCUGCCGAGGCUCUUUGCAGAGCGUUCAGAACCACUGAUGAGUGCUUCGUCAAGAAAGCAGCACGUGAGAAUAUUCGCUGUGGAACAACUGGGGUGGUUGCAUUUCUCCGUGGUAACAUGCUACAUGUGGCCUGGCUGGGAGACUCCCAAGUUAUGUUGGUACGAAAUGGACAGGCUGUUGAACUCAUGAAGCCACAUAAACCAGACAGAGAGGAUGAAAAGCACCGUAUUGAAGCUUUGGGAGGCUGUGUAGUCUGGUUUGGUGCAUGGAGAGUUAAUGGAAGCCUCUCUGUCUCUAGAGCUAUUGGGGAUGCUGAGCAUAAGCCAUAUAUCUGUGGUGAUGCAGACUCCUACACUACAGUCCUUGAUGGCUCUGAAGAUUACCUUAUUCUGGCUUGUGAUGGUUUCUAUGACACAGUAACCCCAGAUGAGGCAGUGAAAGUGGUGUCUGACCAUCUGAAGGAAAACAAUGGUGACAGCAGUAUGGUUGCCCAUAAACUGGUGGCAUCUGCUCGUGAUGCUGGUUCCAGUGACAACAUCACAGUCAUUGUAGUGUUUCUCAAGGACCUAAAUCCAUCCACUAGCACAAACCAGGACAGCCAAACAGAAAACUCUAUUGAUGGAGGACAAGAAGACAAUGGGGAUGACAAAGAAAACCAAGGAGAUUGCAAGGGAUCGUGGCCACUUCACCAGUGCUCAGCACCUGCUGACUUAGGAGGUUAUGAUGGUCAAGAUUCCUUCACAGAUAGAACUAGCUUGAACCUUGGCCCUGAAGUGCAGGUCACAGAUAAACAAGACUAUCUAGAUCCAUUGCAAGGAGACGGUGGUAAACCACGUAGUGCCAAAUUAUUGCCAUGCUCCCAAGUGUCCAGAGCUAGCUCACCAAAGAGAGCCAACAGAAAUAAGGAAAUUUCAAGGAAAGAAUCUAAAGGAAGCCCUUCAGCUUAUAGAGAGAAUGAUUGGAAUGAAAGUGUCCCUAGAAACCAAGCCUUGGGAUCUGUGAAUAUUGCGAUACCCAGAAAGGAGAGCUCACUCUGUCCCUCUCGGGAGUUAAAUGAUGAAUGUUUGGAAAAUGAUGUGAAUGGCCCCUUUCAUUUAUCUCCUGUACGCUUCAGAAAGAGGGGAGGCGGGACUAAGUCCAGACCAAGGUUUCUCCCUUUCAAAAAGCCUUCUCACAAAGCUUGGUCUACUUUGUCAGUGCCAGUGCUAAGUGUUGGUAAACAUAGGGUAUCACUUCAUAACUUUCUAAUUUCUAGGAAACGUAGUCAUAAAGGUAGUUUGGUGAAUAGAGCGUUGUUAAAAGAGCGCAAUUGUAUAGCAUUGGCAGAUCUACAUAGAAGCUAAAACAUGUAAACAAUAUUAACUUCCCUUGUGUGUUCUAUAACUGUAGUGCUCCAGUGAAUUAGGUUAGAUAGACCCAGAUGUUAAUGGCAUCCUUUUCCUAUCCUAGUGUAUUGAUCUCUCCCUAGCCAGUGCACUGUAUGGUACUCUAUCUACAUAUAGAUGGACAACUCCAUAGGGACAUUGACAGGUGUCAACCAGACACUGGGAGCCACUACUGCUGUCGUGUGCAUAAUACCUCCUAAUUUUUUACCAUUGCCCCUUGUUAUAUAAUGUCAGUGACCACAUUCCUGUGACCUGUAGAAGUCCAGGAGAAAUAAAAUAGAGAAAGGCAGGAUUUGUAAUACCAUCUACAAUUACCAACCUCCAAUAGACACUAUUAAAAUAGGCCUCUUUCUUGAAUGGCAGUCAUGGUGGCACUCUAGUCAAUAUUUAAUGGUUAUGGUGGAAAUGUUCAUGUAAUACACUGAGGAUAGCAGUAGUUUCUAAAAGUCCCUGGCGACCACCAGUCUCACACAAUACAAAUGAUUACAACAGACAUGCAUAAUAUGAGCUUUUGUUGCUCAGAAAACUAAAAAAAAAGUGGUUAUGGGCCUCGAAGCAAGGGUUCCAGAUAGGUUAAAUGAGACUUGCUGUAUUUCUCUACCCCAAAAAAUGAACCUCUGAAGUGCAUUUUGGAGAUGGAAGUCUAUAUAUUAAUACCAAUUAUUUUUAUAGUGAUAGAUGUCACACUUUAUUAUGGCAAUAAGGCACUGCUAGAGUACAAUAAGGAACCAUUUCCAAUUAUAAACUAUGAUUAAUCAACGUUUGCAGUGCAAGAAUACUCAGGUAUGAAGGCAUCACAUCAGUUGCUGCAUAACCAUGCAUUUUGUAUCAAAGGAUCAAAUUUUCAUUGUGUUGCCAUAAAAUGCAAGUCUCAGUGUGACCACAUUUGUCCCUUAAAAAAUUCAGUAAGAAACCCCAUUAAAACAAAAGACAAGUACCUAUGUACCAUAUAAUGUUGACACGAUCUAAAUUGUAACCCCCAGUGACAAGUAUUUUGUGUUAUAUCACACUGAUGCUGUUAGAGCUCUUCUCUAAUUCUUCCCCAGCUAUUUUUGUCCUGCAGUUCCCAUUUUUCUCACUGGCUUCUAGGGCUGUGAUAGGCCUGUAGAGCUGUCUCAUAGCUCGACUGCCACAAUUGAGAAGUCCCAGUUUAAAUUAUACAACACUGCCUGUUCCUUUCGGAUUUGUUGCCCUUCCAUCAUGAUUUACCUUCAUUUAUGCAUCAUUUUCCCUUUAUACCAUGUUUUCUCCAGAUUCAGAAGGCAUUUGUUUGUCAGGCCCUCGUUUGAAAUAAUGAACGGAUUGAAUACAAUGAGAAACCAUACAUUCAGGGGAUUUUUCACUUAAAAAACCAUUGUAAGUUUUUAUUAUCGCUUUAAAUAAAAGAUUACAUUAUUUAUUAUGGCCUCUCCAUGUAUUAUUUUCUUAUGCAUUCUGAUUAGUAUUUUUAUCUGUUCACUGCAUCUCUUGCCUUCAUCUUGGUCUAUGAAUAGUAAUCUUUAAGUCCUCUUUGGUGGAAGUGCAGCAUAUCCAACUAAAAACUUGUGCAUGCAAGUUAGUGUGUGUUCACAAAUACUCACAUUGUGCACACCAGCCAUCUCAGAAAUACAUUAGUUGCAGUUUCAGACCUUCAAAUUGUGCGGGGUAUUGGCAAAUAUAUGGCACUUCCAACCAGAAAGGGCCAAAGAUGGCCAACUCGUUGAGCAAGGGUAAGUCACCAGAUGAAAAAGGAAUUGAUUGUUUGAAUGUAUUUAUUUUGAAAAAAAAAAAAAUACAGAGGCUAUAGUGCAUGUAAUCUUUUAUUUUCAGUUAUUCGAAAAAUUACAACCCUAGGAGACGUUCAUAUAAAAAACAAAGAUUAGUUCACAAAUGAACAAGUAGGGUGACCCAGAAACAAACAUUUUUUGUAUCUGAUGUAUCCUAUCCACAGUUUGUAGGUUAGAAUUAAAGAUGGUAUUCCUAUGUGAUACUAAUCAUGAUUAAAUGGGGCACCAGAACCCUGUUUUACGACAUUUUACAAAACAUGUUUAUCUCUCACUAUGCAAUGUCAGUUUUUAAAAGAUCUUAAAACAAACAGUGCAAUUUUUCACAGUCUACUUUUACAAUACCCCCAGUAAUGCAAAUAGUAUAAUAUAUACCAUGCGGUUACAUUUUCACCUCUCCAAAUGCUAACCUUUGUGGGGGCAGCCAUUUUAGUUUGAACUGCAUGAUUAUUACUGGCUUAUGUAGAAGGUCUCAGUAGGUAGAAAGUUAGGACACGUAAGUGAAUACACGUCAGUCAUAGUCUUAUACUAUCUCCAAAGGUAACAUAUUACCAAAAAUAUGUGCUUUCUGAAGGAAAAACUGAUGAAAGGUAACAGGUUCUAAGUACGUUCGGUUAACAAUAUUUUCCACCCUCAUCCGUGCAGAUUUAACAAUACCCAUUAAUUCAAAGAUAACAACCUUGUAACUAAUUCAUCUAUCCCAGGGGUUCCCAACCCAGUCCUCAAGUACCCACUACCAGUCCAGGAUUUAGGGAUUACCCUGUUAAGUCUAAAGUGUAUUGUUUUUUCUAAAAGAACACAACUGGGUAAUCCCUAAAUCCUGGACUGUUAGGGUAUACUUGAGGACUGGGUUGGGAACCACUGCCCAUACUUUAAUUACAGUACCUUAGUGACACUUGUAAUGGACAUACAAUGACAUGUAACUUUUAAGACACAUGCCACCUUAUUUUAAGAAUGUGCAUGUUUCAUUAUGGAGCACACCAGAUGCCCUGGUUGACGACAGUAACUCAGUGUUUCUCAUACUGAUAAAUGCUAAUUUUAAGAUGUAAAUAAGGAAACACUGACUAGAUCUCUUCUGUCACAUCUCAAUGCGGGUUCAGUGAGAAAUAAUGCCAAUCGACUUUUUGCUGACCACUGCUGAUUAGCUGAGGCUCAAUGUUAUCAGCACCCACUUCUGGCCUGAGCAUAUGUAAGGCAAGCACACUGUGUAGAAUGGCAUGCAUGUUAACAGGUACAUGCCAUUACAUCAUUUCAACAUAUAAAUGGAACUUAAUGUUCACUUAUUAUCUCUGAAGUGUGUGUCACUUAAAGGGAUAACACACUACUGAUUUCUUUUCCCCACAGCAAGUUAAUUCCAAUCUAUUGACCUCACAAUACCUGCAUAGACAUCAAAAUGGUUGCAGUAUAGUAUGCGGCUCAUAGACCCUUUUAGUAGGAUAGAAAGGUGUGAAUUUCUUAUUUAGUUUUAAAUAUUGGAAGUAGAACAAAUACAAAUGUAAAACUAGACAUCUUAAUUAUUUCAAAAACAUAUAAAACCAAGUAGUCUAAGCCUGAAGUGGGCAAAGUGCUCAGUUGCUGACCUAAAAUUCUCAUAAUGUCAAGGCAGUGAAAAUGUUUGGUUUAGCAACAUCAAACUUAGAAUUUAACAAGAGCUGAAAGGGCACACUUUGCCUUUCCCUAUCCUAAAAUAAAUAUACUGCACUCUGUAACAAAUUAGUGUCUACUGUGAACAUUUUAGACAUUCAUUUUAUUUUACAUUUACUUUUUAUACAUUUCUACUUUUCUUGAUGAUGAGAUCAUUGUAAUAUUUAGCAAUGUACUGAACAUACGGUCAUUUUUCACUCCCUUAUAAACCACUACUUUAUAAAUAGAAGGAUGUAUCAUUUUAUAUUAUAAUAAAGACAGAUAUGAGCAAAAUGUAGACAUCUUUUUAAUUUAAAUUUAAUUUAAAAUGUUGUUCUACAACAAAGGUAAUUCUACACAAUGAACCAACCAGCCCAAGACAGUAUUUUUCUGGGUUUAUUUAUAUUAAGGAUUCAUUUCUAAUCACAAAUUGCUACCCAUGCUUAAUGGCCUUAUAGUCGAAUUGCAAGAAAAUAUGCAAGCGGAUAGUGAAACAACUUAUACAGUGGCAAGAGCAUUAUUUAAAGGGACACUAUAGUCACCGGAACAACUUUAGCUUAAUGAAGCAGUUUUAGUGUAUAGAACAUGCCCCUGCAGCCUCACUUCUCAAUCCUCUGCCAUUUAGGAGUUAAAUCCCUUUGUUUAUGAACCCUAGUCACACCUCCCUGCAUGUGACUUGCACAGCCUUCCAUAAACACUUCCUGUAAAGAGAGCCCUAUUUAGGCUUUCUUUAUUGCAAGUUCAGUUUAAUUAAGAUUUUCUUAUCCCCUGCUAUGUUAAUAGCUUGCUAGACCCUGCAAGAGCCUCCUGUAUGUGAUUAAAGUUCAAUUUAGAGAUUGAGAUACAAUUAUUUAAGGUAAAUUACAUCUGUUUGAAAGUGAAACCAAUCAUAGCCAGGGGAGGUGUGGCUAGGGCUGCAUAAACAGAAACAAAGUGAUUUAACUCCUAAAUGACAGUGAAUUGAGCAGUGAAAUUGCAGGGGAAUGAUCUAUACACUAAAACUGCUUUAUUUAGCUAAAGUAAUUUAGGUGACUAUAUGCAUCAUUGAAAAACCUUUAUGCGAGUGUUAACAAGCCCUCCAGCUCCGCAAAGUGUGCAGCAGGUUGUGUCUUGUUACUGUAGCAGCCAUUCCGAUCAAAAAGAGAAGUGAUCAUGUUGAAAAAUAAUAUGAAAUGUUUUAAUUUAUAUGAAGGAUAUAAUAAUAAUUAACAGUACAUCUAAGUCUUGAAGGCAAUCAGGCCACAGAAUGUUUAGGUUGUUUUUAUAUACGUCAAAAUGACAACUUGGUUGACACCAAAGUGGAUAACUCAUCUCAGUCUACAGAACAGAAAAACAAAAACAAAUUUUAAAAAUAAAUCAAUAACCCAGAAACAGCUGUGAGAUGAACAGUGCAGACUAUAGUAAAACAGUUAUUACAAUUUGCCAUGCAGUUAGGAGCAAUUUUACAGUUAAACAGACCUUUAGCCGUCUAGGAGAAUCAAUAAAUCUUGUAAAGAAACAGACUAAUGCUUUAUCAACUCAAGUCAAUAAACAGUUGAUACACGCCCACCUC
Messenger RNA from Pelobates fuscus (common spadefoot toad), 7005 nucleotides. It is a transcript of the gene PPM1E, whose product is annotated as protein phosphatase, Mg2+/Mn2+ dependent 1E. Gene Ontology annotation, molecular function: protein serine/threonine phosphatase activity; cation binding. The transcript is spliced from 7 exons. The record is from RefSeq and is a predicted model, not a curated record. Gene Ontology annotation, biological process: peptidyl-threonine dephosphorylation. Bases 61 to 2025 code for a protein of 654 amino acids. NCBI's taxonomy places the organism in Eukaryota, Metazoa, Chordata, Amphibia, Anura, Pelobatidae.